This is a messenger RNA of Penicillium lagena, 1095 nucleotides long. Its product is annotated as protein-histidine N-methyltransferase. Gene Ontology annotation, molecular function: protein-L-histidine N-tele-methyltransferase activity. Bases 1 to 1095 code for a protein of 364 amino acids. Lineage: Eukaryota; Fungi; Ascomycota; Eurotiomycetes; Eurotiales; Aspergillaceae. The record is from RefSeq and is a predicted model, not a curated record. The transcript has 3 exons. Gene Ontology annotation, biological process: peptidyl-histidine methylation, to form tele-methylhistidine.
AUGGCCUUCAGCUUCGGGUUCUCUGGAGAUGAUAUCGAUGUCGAGGAGUUCGAAGGCAAUAAUGAGGUUCCUGAUGUCUCCGCUCUGCGGGAGAAGGACAGUUCACUUCCUGAACUGGUGAAGGCGGGUCAACAUGACAUGAAUGAAUGGCUCUCAACCCUCCCAUCUCAAAUAUCAUACAACAUCCUCGCAAUCAAGGGCGACCACCAAAUUGCCCGGCGAGAAAUCUUCGAUAUCCGCACCCAGCUGAUGGCCGAGGACAGCGCGGGCUACGAUAACGAAGCGCUCAUUGCCGGACUGGAAAAAGGCGAUAUCAAGCCCCAGUUCUAUGAGGGGGGGUUCAAGACAUGGGAGUGUGCGUUGGAUCUUGCCAGAUUGGUGACUGGUGAGACUGGAGAGGAAAGACAAGAAGAGGAUACUCAUUUUAUCGAGAUGGGUGCGGGCACUGCUGUGCCGUCUCUGGCUCUUUUUGCAAGCCUUUUGACUCAGACAUCAGGAUCCGAGCAGCGGGAAAAAACACACUUUACAUUUGCAGAUUAUAAUGCUUCGGUGCUACGGCUGGUCACGCUCCCAAAUCUACUCUUGACAUGGCACAACAGCCGCGCGCAGCCUGGCCCAGAAAGCCAACCACAACAGACGCAAGAGGAAUUAGAGCUGGACAUCACGCCCGAACUCAUCACCGAAUUCAAAAAUGACUUGACCCAACGCAGAAUCACCAUCUCCUUCAUUUCAGGCGCCUGGUCGCCAGAGUUCGUGGACCUGGUUUUCUCCGCACAGAAUCUCAACAACGUCGGAAAAAGACACACCCUUAUUCUCGCCAGUGAGACCAUCUACUCCCCUUCUUCGCUGGGGGCUUUCUCGGAGACUAUUUUGGAUUUGUUGCGUCGUGCAUCCAGUGCAUCAACAUCAACCGUCCAGACUCGCGCCCUGGUGGCUGCGAAGAAGGUCUAUUUCGGUGUCGGCGGUGGUGUGGAUGAGUUCCUCGCUGUGCUGGCGAAUAUCUGUCCCGACGGGUUGGAUGUGCAGCAGAAGUUGGAUGUCCAGUCUGAGGGCGUUGGUCGGGUAAUUCUGGAGAUCGGACUGGCGAGUCACUAG